Messenger RNA from Eucalyptus grandis, 942 nucleotides. RefSeq names its product disease resistance protein RPV1-like. The transcript has 3 exons. Bases 155 to 898 code for a protein of 247 amino acids. The record is from RefSeq and is a predicted model, not a curated record. Lineage: Eukaryota; Viridiplantae; Streptophyta; Magnoliopsida; Myrtales; Myrtaceae. Gene Ontology annotation, biological process: defense response to fungus.
AAAAAGAAUGUACCCUUAGUAGGUUGUGGAAUGACAAAGAAGCCUUGGAAGUAAUGAGAUCAAAAGAGGUAAGAGAAAGGACAAAAUUAAAGCACUCAAUUUAGGUCAAUAUUAUUCGGAUCCCAUCAGCAUUGUGGAUGAAGAACUUGAGAGGAUGCCAAAUCUAAAAUUUCUCAAGUUAUAUAGAGGGACUUUUGUUGGAGACAUCAACAAUAAUCUCCAAGAGCUAAGAUGGCUUUCUUGGCAUUUUCCUCCUUUAGAUCCUGGAAUGGCCAAUUUACACUUGAAAAAUCUAGUACUUUUCGAACUUUCAAACAAUAAAAACACCGACAACUGGGGUGGAUGGAACAUUUUGAAGAUGGAAAACAAAUUGAAAGUUCUUUCUCUCGUCAAUUGUGAUGGAUUGAAACAGAUUCUAGACUUUUCUAGAUGCGUGAGUUUGGAGAUACUCUCUCUUUCUUACUGUCAAUCCUUGCAAGAAGUUGACUCUAUUGGGAAACUAAAAGAUCUUACUCACUUGAAAAUUAAUUGGUGCAGAAAUCUUCGAAAUUUCCCGAAAGAGAUUGGAGGACUAGUGAAUCUGAAGCACCUUUCUCUCAACGGGUGCUUCAAAUUCAAGAAACUUCCAGACAUCGGGAAAUUAGCAUCAUUGUCUAAGUUGGAUAUAGCACAAACAAAAAUUACAAUUUUACCCGAUUCUAUUGGCAAUGCAAAGAAGCUAUCAUCCCUUGAUCUAUCAGGGACGUCAAUUAAGGAACUUCCAAUUUCUAUUGGAGAGCUUAUGCAACUCGAAUUCCUUUCACUCUCUUAUUGUCAUAAUUUUGUGGAGCUUCCGAGAAUCAAUAGGUUAUUUGACAAAAUUACGGAUGUUGGAUCUCUCGGGGACAGAAAUUAUUGAGUUACCUAAUUCGAUAAAGAAUCUCAAGCAGUUGAAGGUGAUGA